AUGUCCCUGCAAACUGUAUGGCUGUUAGUGUUCACAAGUCUUAUUUUCUACACUCCGAAAGUUCUCUGUUUUAUAAUAACUGACCAGAACACUGAUAUUACUUUCCAACAGUUUGCGAAGGAAGUAACCACGAAAUUAAUUCAGCUUCAAACAGAGGUUGAUUCCCUGAAAGCAAAAGCUGCAAAGGAUGUCGUCGUGGCUUUCCACGCUGAAAUUAGUGUCGGGUUGACGGAUAUGCUCACUCACAGCGUCAUCCGGUUUAACAAAGUCGACGUCAACAUUGGCAACGGCUACAACAGCGGAUCUGGCAUGUUUCGAGCCCCGGUCAGCGGGGUAUAUCUGAUUUUUCUCCAGGUUUACUCAGUACCAGGUCACUUUGUUGCCAUUAGUCUGUUUAAAAAAGGCAUGGAAGUUAACGAAGCGGUGGCUGGCUCAGGUGGCUAUCAUACCAGUACCGUGGCACAGAUGAUGCAUCUAAACAAGGGAGAAGAUGUUUGGGAACAACAUCUUGUCGGAGAUACAAGUCUUAACAAAUAUCAUCGAGUACACUUUUCAGGAUUUCUGCUAAAGGCCGAUUAA
Molecule: messenger RNA, 579 nt
Organism: Gigantopelta aegis
Lineage: Eukaryota; Metazoa; Mollusca; Gastropoda; Neomphalida; Peltospiridae
Product: multimerin-2-like
Exons: 2
Coding region: 1-579 (192 amino acids)
Molecular function (GO): protein binding
Source: RefSeq, a predicted model, not a curated record